AUGGCUGGGUCUAGUGAUGCCAUCAUUGUUGAGGCCGGCUCACAUAAAUCGCCUGUGACUGAUACCAAGUUCACUGGGGAUGAUGUGCCUAGGCGUGCUGAUGGAGUGACGGGGUUAUAUGAAGGAAAUGUCUUCGAAGCAUCACCCGAGAACCGUCGCCAACUCGGUGUUUUUAGUGCAUCCCUUCUGAUUUUCAAUCGAGUGAUUGGAACAGGUAUCUUCGCUACACCGGGUACGAUCCUGGCCUUGUCUGGCAGUGUUGGCCUGUCGCUAUUCAUGUGGGUUUUCGGAACUGCGAUUGCCAUGGCUGGCACAGCGGUGUAUCUGGAAUGGGGAACUGCGAUUCCAAAAAAUGGCGGCGAAAAAAACUACCUCGAAUACGUGUAUACCAAGCCCAAAUUCCUCGCAACGGCCAUGUUCGCCGCCUAUGCUGUCCUACUUGGCUGGGCAGCUAGUAACAGCGUCGUCUUCGGUGAAUAUAUCCUCCACGCAGCAGAUAUCGAGGUGGGCAGAUGGAACCAGCGUGGAGUUGGAAUGGCGUGUCUUUCGGCGGCUUUCCUUAUCCAUGCCGUUGCUCUGAAAUGGGGUAUUCGUCUUCAGAACUUGCUUGGUGUUGUCAAGUUGAUUAUUAUUCUCUUUAUUAUUGUUUCUGGGUGGGUUGCGUUGGCUGGUCACACCAAGGCUCCGACACCGCAUAACUUCUCGGAUGCUUUUGCUGGAACAAAAGGGAGUGGGUAUAGCAUUGUCAUGGCGCUUUAUAACGUGAUCUGGUCGUUCAUUGGGUAUUCGAAUGCUAAUUAUGCCUUGAGUGAGACGAAGAAUCCGGUUCGCACGUUGAAGAUUGCGGCGCCUUUUGCUAUUGGCUCUGUGGGCAUUCUAUACAUGCUUGUGAACAUCGCCUAUUUCGCUGCUGUCUCCAAAGAGGAAAUGCUCAGCUCGGGCAGUGUUGUCGCGGCCGUGUUCUUCGGAAACAUGUUUGGCAAGCAGGCCGAGAAGGUCAUGUCGGUCUUUGUGGCGCUUUCUGCGUUUGGAAAUGUGUUGUCCGUGAUAUUCUCCCAGGGUCGAAUUGUCCAGGAGCUUGGCCGUGAAGGCAUCUUGCCCUUCUCGAAGAUCUGGGCUAGCAAUUGGCCCUUCCACUCUCCGGCAGCAGGCCUGCUUGAGCAUUACAUUGUUUCUGUCAUCAUCAUGCUUGCUCCUCCUCCAGGUGACGCAUACAACUUUUUAGUCAAUCUGAUCUCAUACCCCCUCUCUAUUGUCAACUUCUUUGUCUCCGCUGGUCUUGUUUACAUCUACAUCACCAAAGAGAAGAAGUUCCCCAACUGGGCCCCGGGCAUCCGUGCCACACUCCCCGUCACCAUCUUCUUCAUGCUGUCGAAUCUGUAUCUUGCAAUUGCACCAUAUGUACCCCCAAGCGAAGGCCAAAAUGUGUACGAGGAGCUACCGUACUAUCUGCAUUGUGUGGUGGCCCUCGGUCUGUUUGCUGCGGGUGCAAUCUACUACCUUGUCUGGGCUGUGUUGUUGCCAUGGUAUGGGGGAUAUGUGCUCAUUAAGGAAUCUGUGGUCGAUGCGGAUGGAUGGUCUCGAAGUGUUUUUACGCGACUACCAGUGGCUGCAGCAGAGAGUUCUUAG
This is a messenger RNA of Penicillium nucicola, 1629 nucleotides long. Its product is annotated as high affinity methionine permease. The transcript has 6 exons. NCBI's taxonomy places the organism in Eukaryota, Fungi, Ascomycota, Eurotiomycetes, Eurotiales, Aspergillaceae. Gene Ontology annotation, cellular component: membrane. Gene Ontology annotation, molecular function: L-amino acid transmembrane transporter activity. Gene Ontology annotation, biological process: amino acid transmembrane transport. The record is from RefSeq and is a predicted model, not a curated record. The coding region runs from base 1 to 1629 and encodes 542 amino acids.